Messenger RNA from Babjeviella inositovora NRRL Y-12698, 1059 nucleotides. RefSeq names its product diphthamide synthase. The coding region runs from base 1 to 1059 and encodes 352 amino acids. The record is from RefSeq and is a predicted model, not a curated record. Gene Ontology annotation, molecular function: protein binding. Lineage: Eukaryota; Fungi; Ascomycota; Pichiomycetes; Serinales. The transcript has 2 exons.
AUGUCUUUAGAUACUCCCAUUGCCCAACUAUUGGCAAAGUACACUGCCAGCUUGCCGCCUUGCUGUUUGAGAGUCCAUCCGGAGCACAAGGAUAUCAUUUUUCUUGGGACGUACGAUCUCCAGAAGGAGUCUGGCCAGAGGUUAGGGUCGGUCGAGGUUUUGCGGUACGACGUGGAACGGGGGAAUAUCACGCUUCUUAACUCUAUUCCUACCCCUAGUGCGAUUCUUGACCUCAAGUUCAAUCCCUUCAACAGCAGCCAGUUUGUGACCGUGCACUCCACGGGGAACAUGACGGUGUGGUCCACCAGCGACGAGUUGGUUAUUUCGCAGCUCCACAACGCCGAACUAUUCGACGAUACUAACCUCAUCACUUCCGUUUUUUUCUCACCAAUCUUAGAAAACCAACUCUGUGUGACGCUCACAGGCGGGCCCGCGGGUGUGGUGGUAGAGAUGCAAGCUUUUUCCACCACCCACGAUAUGGAGAGCUGGACCUGUGCCUUUGGAGGCUUCCAGGGGUUGGAGAAUGUGGUCUUCUCUGGGGGAGACGACUCCAAGUUGAUUGCUCACGAUAUCAGAACCGCCGAAUACGGCACUCCUAUCUUCCAAUCUCGGAGAAUCCACGAUGUGGGGAUCGUGGCGAUUUUGCCCGCUACCCCGGGAACUAACGGCAGGGAUUCCUGGAGGGUUGCCAAUCCUUACUCCCUCUGGACCGGCUCUUAUGACGAUAAUGUCAAGGCUCUUGAUUUGCGCGUACUUCCUCCGCAGGAGUUGAUUCCGUCCAUUCCGCCGUUGGUGAAACAGGCGAAUAACUUGGGUGGCGGGGUAUGGCGUUUAAUCCCGUCGCCACUCCAAGAUGACGACAGAGUGUUGACGUGUUGCAUGUAUGAUGGAGCCAGGAUCUUAGAGCCGGGCCGGGGGUUGGCGCCGUCGCGGUAUUUUAAGGGCACCCACGAGAGCAUGUGUUACGGCGGUGACUGGUCUCCAGAUGCGGAUUAUGUUGUGACCUGUUCGUUUUAUGAUAAUGUCGUGCAAGUGUGGAGUCCGAGCUCUGUCGAGUAG